Chaetomium globosum CBS 148.51 is the source of this 1554-nucleotide messenger RNA. RefSeq lists its product as uncharacterized. The transcript has 2 exons. The coding region runs from base 1 to 1554 and encodes 517 amino acids. The record is from RefSeq and is a predicted model, not a curated record. NCBI's taxonomy places the organism in Eukaryota, Fungi, Ascomycota, Sordariomycetes, Sordariales, Chaetomiaceae. Gene Ontology annotation, molecular function: oxidoreductase activity; FAD binding.
AUGAGGGUGCCCCUUUUCGCCGUGAGUCUGCUCGCAGCCAACGCGCUCGCCGUCGACGUGGAUGCCUCGGUAUCAAUCAACAUUUCCAACUGCAAGUGCUUUCCGGGAGACGCGUGCUGGCCAUCAACCAACGACUGGGCCAACCUAAACCAGACAGUCAGUGGCCGACUGAUUGCCACAGUCCCUUUGGGCCAGGCUUGCCACGACCCCAAUUACGACUCCGCGAGAUGCCAGGCGCUGCGUGAUGGCUGGCAGAGUCCGGCUACUCACAUGGACGACUCGGCUUCAGUCAUGGCCCCCUUCUUUGCCAACCAGAGCUGUGACCCUUUUACUUCACAGUCGAAGCCCUGCACCCUAGGCAACUACGUGAUCUACGCCGUCGAAGCAGGGUCGGCCGCUGACAUAGUUGCUACGGUAAACUUUGCCAAAAAGAACAACAUUCGUUUUGUCAUCCGCAACACUGGCCAUGACUACCUUGGCCGUUCCACGGGCGCCGGGGCACUAUCGGUGUGGACUCACAAGCUCAAGGGCAUCGAGUUCAAGGAAUGGAACGACGAAAAAUACAGGGGUAGUGCCGUAAAGCUCGGCGCCGGCGUCCAAGGCUUCGAGGCUAUGUCGGCGGCUCUCGCGCAGAAGCAGGUUGUCCUUAGUGGUGAAUGCCCAACCGUCGGCAUUGCUGGUGGCUACACCCAGGGCGGUGGCCAUUCCGCCUUGAGCACUUCCUUUGGCUUGUCCGCUGACAACACGCUCGAGUUUGAAGUUGUCACAGCUGCCGGAGAGAUCGUCACGGCCUCACAGACGGAAAACACUGAUCUGUACUGGGCACUCUCCGGUGGUGGUGGCGGCAACUAUGGCGUCGUUGUCAGCAUGACGGUCAAGACUUUUCCUGAUGCGCAAGUCGGCGGCGCCACCCUCUCGUUCUAUGCGACCGAGAACCCGACUGAAACCUUCUACGACGCCAUCGAUGCCUUCCACGCUGCCCUCCCCGCCAUGGUUGAAGCAGAGGCCAUGGUGGUGUACUACUUUACCUCGGACUUCUUCACGAUCGCCCCCUUGACGGCCUACAACAAGACCGCCGCCGAGGUCGAGGCCAUCAUGGUCCCAUUCCUCACCACCCUCACCUCGAUGGGCAUCAAGUACACCUCCGCCUCCAGCUCGAGCGCCACCUACUACUCGCACUACGAUAAAUACUUCGGCCCGCUCCCCGCCGGCAACAUCCAAGUCGGCAUCGCGCAGUACGGCGGGCGCCUCGUCCCACUCUCCACCUUCCAGACCAACGCCACCGCCAUGUCCGCCGUGACGCGCUACAUCGCCUCCCAGAACGUCACCUGGAUCGGCGUCGGCACCGACGUCUCGCGGUUCGGGGCCGCGUCCCAAAACGCCGUGCUGCCCGCCUGGCGCGCCGGCCCGCUCGUGCACGCCACCCUUACCACGGAGUGGUCGUUCGACCCGGCCGCGUGGGACCGCAUGCUUGCUAACCAGCGCCUCAUGACCCGAGGAGAUAAUGCCCGCGCUCGAGGAGGUCACCCCCGGGUCGGGCGCGUAUAUGAAUGA